AUGGCGGAUCGGAAGCCGUGCAAGGUUUGCAACUUUACACGUCAGAAGUCAUAUGGCUUGGUGGUUCCCUCGCUUGAAGAGCUGAAGAUUAAAGGAAGUGAGUUUCUUGGUUUCACAACACAUGACCCAGUCACGGUGGUAUUAGAAGACGAUGGAACAAUAGUCAAGGAUGAGGCCUACUUUUGGUGUUUACCUUUAAACACAAAGUUUAUGCUGCUGCAUGAAAAGGAGACAUGGUCGCCGCUUCGCAGGGUUGAUGGUGGCACAGCAUGGAUGGCGAGGGAUUCUAUGAUGCUUGAGAGCGAUGUUGUGGAUGCCGCUCUUGUUGCUGCUCCAUGGUUGGACUUGGCCUUGCAGCUGAAGCAGGACCUGGCCAGUGUCAUCCUCAUGUCUGAGGAAGACUUACAGAGCUUAGUGGACGUCCCAUGCCCUGAGCUAGCUUCUGCUCUCGGCUUCCCAGAAAAAAAGACUGCAAAUCUUCAAGACACUUUUCAGAGGGUCUUGGACCGUCGGGAGGAGGAGAGGCAAUCCAAAGAGUUGCUGCAGCUAUUCCUCAAAACAGUGGAGAAAGAAGAAGGACAGCCACAGGAGGAGGCCGGUCAGGCCAGUAAGGAAGGUAUUGUGGAUGUGCCUGAUGGGAUGGAGGUUGAUCAAGCAUCUGGAUUCAUUUCCAGGACUUUAAUGGUUCUGAAAGGCAAAACAAGUCCAGAAACCAGACUCUCAACUGAAGAUCUUCAGAUGGUAGUGGCCAAAGGGGUGGAAGUAAUGCAGCAGGUGCUCGGCUGGGACAAAGUUAGGACAUCAACGCUGCUUCAAGACUGCGAGUCCGAGCUAAACCGGCGUCUUCAGCAGGUCCAGGCCGUGCAGUCGAUGAGGGGCAACACGCCGCAGGGGGACAGCAACCAGUCAGCUAAUGAAAAGAAGGGAGACGAAAGUGAAGGAACGUUGCCUUAA
Nerophis lumbriciformis (worm pipefish) is the source of this 954-nucleotide messenger RNA. The record is from RefSeq and is a predicted model, not a curated record. NCBI's taxonomy places the organism in Eukaryota, Metazoa, Chordata, Actinopteri, Syngnathiformes, Syngnathidae.